UUGCCGCGAAAAUUUCCCAAUAGCGACCCUCCCCGGAUAUUGUACGAAGGAAAUGUCCUUAGAGAUUUGUUUUCGCGAUCCGCAGACGGUUCUGUGCCGAGUGAUCUGCGGAAAUUAGAUAAACGAUUGAGAUCGUCUCGUCGUAAUGUAAUUUCCAAUGCAAAAUCACGUUAUUUAUCCCCUGGAAGAAAAUAUAAAAGUGGCUACAUUUUCAGUGCUUUUUUCCCGAGAUCAACGUUGAAAAGAUUAAAUAAUAUUUUAGGACGACAGCAUUAAUAUAAGUAGUGUUAUAAAAUAACAACGUUGUAUAAACAAUCAUUGAAAACGAUAAACAAUAUCAGAAAACAGGAGAAAGUGAAAAUAAGAAAAUAGAAAUGUUCUAUUUUCAAAGUAUAUUGGAAUUUGGAACGCGCGUUCCGAUCUACGUGCUAGCCAUUACGUAAACAAAAGAUAAUUUUCGACGAAAAAAUGAAUGGAAAUAACUGAAGUAAAAAUAACUUUGUAAUGGGCUGAGAUAAUUUACGAUAUGGAUACGUAAAAUCCGCCUGUAUUAAAAUCGAUAAGACACGCAAAACGAAUAAAUGAUACGAGUUUUGACAUUUCAUUAUUGACAACACAAUCGGAAAAACUGAACGCAGUGCACACUGCACCACUCCUCGGAUUAUUUUGAUUUUGGAAUUUAUUUUUAAAAUUCGUAGAAAAGUGCUGUGCAAAUGAACUGUGUGUGUGAAAAUAAACAGUUAAAUCAAUAAUGUGUUGUGCUGAUGUUGCAGUGAGAUAAACAAGCCAUAAUGUCCGGAGGCAAAGGCAAGCGGUCAAAACGCCAUGAGGGCUGGGAGGAGGCAGGCGGAGAGUUUUAUCAGGAGCUCUACCCGGGGGGAGAACAGGAACUGUUCGAGAACUUGCAGCGAGCGGACACCACUAAGCUGGCAACGCUGCUGCCAUCGAAGCAGGCAAGGAAUACGACUACGGUGAAGCGAGUACGAUCACAGAAUGAGAGGCGACAGUCUACAUUCGCGAGAACUACACAAAGUCGAGACAUACACCUGUCUAUGCUUCCCGAUCUAUCUGAAAAUCUAUCAAAUGAGGAACGAACAUGGGAGGAGAUAAUGCAGAUCAAGGCCAUGCCUGUGCCGAUGCAUCAGAAGCUGGAGCUCAAAGCACGAUUACAGAACGCAACAAAACUACGCCUGCAAGGCUUCGAGCAGUUACAAUGGAAACAAAGAAAAAUAUGGCACCGAUUCAGAAUACGAUUGGGCGAAAUUAUGGGAAAAUUGGAGUUAUGGCAAUCAGCGUUACGGGAAAUUGAAGGGAAAUUCGGAACUGGGGUCGUUGCUUACUUCCUCUUUCUGAGAUGGAUGCUCCUCCUGAAUUUCGCCAUAUCCAUAUUCGUUGUCCUAUUCCUGAUCCUCCCUAAUGUGUUGCUAGUCGAAAGAGUUGAAGAGUGCACCGAUUUCCUCGAAAAUUCCACCAUUUGUUGCUCGCAGACGUAUUUCGAGCGAAAUUUGACGGAUAACAACAUCGCCUUGGAUUUCAUUCAAGGCACUGGAUGGAUGGAGAAAACUAUAUUAUUCUACGGUGUAUACAGCAAUCAGAUAUAUGAGUAUCAUUUAAAGGGUCUCUUCAGUAAAGAGAUGUAUUAUAAUAUGCCGAUGGCAUACAUUUUAGUACCCAUUUCUUGGGCACUGUUUUCCUUGAUUGCAAUAGUGAAGUCCUCGGCGAGAGGUUUCAAGGAAAAGCUUGUUGAAAGCGAAGGACAGUUCUAUAAAUACUGCAAUUUGGUCUUCGGUGGGUGGGACUUCUGCAUCCACAAUGAUAAGUCAGCUAAAAUCAAGCACAAGGCAUUAUAUAAUGAGGUAAAAGGAUGUCUGGAAGAAGAGAAAUAUAAGGAAGAAAAGCAGCAACGAUCUAGAGAGGGGGCAAUAUUUUUGCAGAUCAAAAGAAUUUUUAUCAACCUGUUGGUCUUAAUAAUACUGAUUGCAUCUGGUAUACUCAUAUACAUAACAUACAAUUACUCCAUGGAUCAACUCAACAACGAAUUCAACGUGAAUCGAACUGAGGAAUUCCUUUACAAAGACGACAAGUUAUCCUUUACGCAGCUGCAAAAUACUCUCUUGGAAUUUCUGCCAUUUCUGAGCAUUGUCGGCUUGAAUCUUGUGAUCCCUGAAGUCUUUGGGUAUAUGAUCAGAUUCGAGAAUUACACCCCAGCGAAUGCGAUAAUUAUCAGUCUUCUACGAACAGUUUUGCUCCGACUUUCGUCCUUAGCAGUUCUCUUGAGUCAGAUGUAUAUCCAGAUUACUUCUCCAAACCGUAUCAUAUGUCCUUCAGAUGAGGAGUCCAACAGACUUGAAUGCUGGGAGACCUACGUUGGUCAACAGCUCUACAAGUUGAUUUUAACGGAUUUCGCAAUACAAUUCAUCAUGACAUUCUUCAUAAACCUCCCUAGAGCGUUCAUUGCGAGGCACGCUAGAAGCCGUUGCUUGAGAAUAAUCGGAUCCCAAGAGUUUUACCUGCCCAAACACGUAUUGGACAUCGUUUACAUCCAGUCUAUCAUAUGGAUGGGUUCAUUCUUUUGCCCAUUCCUGCCAAUCAUUGGCACAAUUUUCUGCUUCCUCAUCUUCUAUAUCAAGAAGUUCGCUUGUCUAGUCAACUGCACGCCAUCGCCAAUAGUCCACAAAGCGUCCAAAUCCAAGUCCCUAUUCAUGUCAGUGCUUCUCCUUGGAUUCGUGAUAUCCAUUGUCCCUGUAGCUUAUUCCAUCGCUGAAAUCGUUCCCUCCUGGAGUUGUGGACCUUUCAGAGGUUAUAACACAGUUUGGGACUAUGUUAUAGAAACUUUCGAGGGAUUCCCCGAAUUCGUGCGAGGUUUUAUCUUCAUUCUUGGCACGUCAACGUUUUCGGUCCCAGCGUUUGCUAUACUCCUCUUCUUCUUGUACUAUUAUUGGGCCGUGGCUUCGGCAAAUCGCCACAUGGUUGAAGUUUUGAAGAAUCAGUUGGUUCUGGAGGGCCAUGAUAAGCAAUUUUUGCUGAAUCGCCUCAGCGCAUUCAUUCGUCAACACCAGAAGAGAUGCGAAAGAAGAAACAGAGCUAGCUUUGCCGACGACGAUUCCUCUAUUCAACAGAGCUCUAGAUAAUAAGUCUAUACAUUCCUGAAAUCUAUUUUAGCUAAUUUUUUUUACAAUUUUAUUCCUUAUUUUCGCUCUCUCGCGUAUGUAUUUAUGUAUAUAAGUAGCAAUAAAUAGUCAAAUAGAUCUCAAUGUCAUCUAGACGCUUAAAAUUUAGGCGAAUAAACUAAAACAUAAUGUACACUCUUCGGCUGCGUUUCCACCAGAGAUGUGUUGCGAGGAAUGUGUUUUUUGA
Molecule: messenger RNA, 3357 nt
Organism: Aricia agestis (brown argus)
Lineage: Eukaryota; Metazoa; Arthropoda; Insecta; Lepidoptera; Lycaenidae
Product: transmembrane channel-like protein 7
Exons: 5
Coding region: 792-3131 (779 amino acids)
Cellular component (GO): plasma membrane
Molecular function (GO): mechanosensitive monoatomic ion channel activity
Source: RefSeq, a predicted model, not a curated record